AUGUCCGACCGAGACAACGCCAAUCUCGAGUCCAAUGGCUCCCACGAGCCUCAAUUGACACGAGAGAAGACAACCAAGUCCUAUACUUAUGAAAACCUCAAAGGAUGGCGGGGGCUCAGAAUACUCAGACCUUGCCGCGGCAUGUAUCAUGAUGUUCGGCGGCGACUCCCCUAUUACCCUAGCGACAUCACCGAUGCCUUCACCUAUCGCACCGCCGCCAGCACCAUCCGGAUGUAUUUCGUAAACCUCCUGCCAGCUUUGGCGUACACCCUGGACAUGAACCGACGCACCGGCUUCUUCUACGGCGUCAACGAGUCGCUCUUCGCGUCGGCGCUCGCCGCCAUGGUCUUCAGCAUCCUCGGAGCUCAGCCCCUGACUAUCGUCGGCAUCACGGGUCUCAUUUCUUUGUUUAAUUACACCAUCUACGAUAUCAUUGCCAUUUAUGAUGUGUCCAUCUACCCUCGCUUUAUGGCGUGGACUGGCAUCUGGGGUGCCAUCUUUCAUUGGCUCAUGGCCAUCUUCAACGCUUGUGACUAUAUGCGUUACGUGACGGAUUUUUCCAGCGAGAGCUUUGGGAUGUACGUCGGCAUCAUCUAUAUGAUCAAGGGCGUCGAAGAGCUUGUGAACGAGUUUUCCAUUGAAGGGGCUACCUCGGGCUACCUGAGCUGUCUCAUCGCAAUCCUAUACUUCGGGUCCGUCUACGGGCUCGAGAAACUAGGUCAGAGUACCGUGUGGAAAGCAUGGUUCAGGGGGAUCCUUGCAGACUAUGCCUAUGUUUUCACUACACUCUUCUGGGUCGGCUUUUCGCACAUCCCUGGACAGCUCAAAGAUGCGCACAUUUCAAAAGUGCCCGUAAGCGAUGCCUUCCGCCCCACCCAACCCCGAAGCUGGCUCCUCGACUUCUGGAAUCUCGAGGUCAAGUGGGUGUUCGUGGCCAUGCCCUUCGGUUUCUUGGUUAUGCUGCUCUUCUACUACGAUCAUAAUGUGAGCAGUAUCACAGCGCAGGCGCGCCAGUUUCCACUCAAGAAGCCCGGUGGCUUUCACUGGGACUUCUUCCUGCUGGGCUGCACUACAUUCGUCUCGGGGAUCCUUGGACUGCCGCUACCAAACGGCCUAGUCCCUCAAGCACCAGUGCAUACGGACUCCCUUACCAACUACGAGACCAAAUUGAAAGUGAUCGCCACGGCAGAGGGCGAGGGUACGGAUAUUCGCCGUCCCGUCGUGGAAGCUACUGCUGUAGUUGAGCAGCGAGUUUCACACUUCCUCAUGGGCUUGGCCUUGAUUGGCACUAUGACUGGUCCCCUUUUGGUGGUCCUGCACACGAUGCCGGCAGCCGUAUUUGCUGGUGUCUUUUUUGUUGUCGGCUGGGGGUCAAUUGAAAGCAAUGGCAUUGUCCAAAAACUGGUCUUCCUCAAUUCGGAGGAACGCUUCCUGCAGAGAGAUGAGCCCUUGCUCACAGUUCGCCGACGCAAGAUCUGGGCGUACAUAGGACUGCAAGCGCUGGGCGUGGCCGCAACAGUGGCGAUCUCGCAGACCAUUGCCGCAGUUGGAUUCCCUGUGCUAAUCAUCCUUCUGAUUCCCCUGCGCACGUAUCUGAUGCCCAAGUGGUUCUCUUUACACGAGCUACAGGUUCUGGAUGACCUGACGUGUACGAAUAAAGCUGUGCUUGCCAGUCUCGGCGGUGCCCCGACCCUCCCAGAACAGUCCAGGGAGGAGGACUGGGGCCUGGAGAGGAGGAGGAGCGAACAAAGAUUCGGCGUGCGCAGGCAGCGGGCAGGUAGCAUCAAGCGGUGA
This is a messenger RNA of Neoarthrinium moseri, 1794 nucleotides long. RefSeq lists its product as uncharacterized. Gene Ontology annotation, molecular function: solute:inorganic anion antiporter activity. Bases 1 to 1794 code for a protein of 597 amino acids. Gene Ontology annotation, biological process: transmembrane transport; borate transport; monoatomic anion transport. The record is from RefSeq and is a predicted model, not a curated record. Gene Ontology annotation, cellular component: plasma membrane. The transcript has 6 exons. NCBI's taxonomy places the organism in Eukaryota, Fungi, Ascomycota, Sordariomycetes, Amphisphaeriales, Apiosporaceae.